This is a messenger RNA of Daucus carota subsp. sativus, 1577 nucleotides long. RefSeq names its product 26S proteasome non-ATPase regulatory subunit 11 homolog. Lineage: Eukaryota; Viridiplantae; Streptophyta; Magnoliopsida; Apiales; Apiaceae. Gene Ontology annotation, molecular function: structural molecule activity; protein binding. Gene Ontology annotation, biological process: ubiquitin-dependent protein catabolic process. Bases 172 to 1440 code for a protein of 422 amino acids. The record is from RefSeq and is a predicted model, not a curated record. The transcript has 2 exons. Gene Ontology annotation, cellular component: proteasome regulatory particle, lid subcomplex.
AACGAUAAUUCCUCGAAACUUGUAGAAAAAGAAAACAAAAUAUAUUAGCAGCGAACAAAGAAUAUAAACAACUACUACGAGUCGAGGCUCGAGCAGCGACAACUGAUCUUUCUGCAACUGCAAUUCUCCGAUCUAUUAUUAUUCCAAGACUUUGAAUAUUGGAAGGGAUUCAUGGCAUCAUUUCUCCCAGCAACAACUGAAUCCUUGAUUCAGGCUACAGAAGCCAAAGCUGCACCUGAAGCCAUUGCAAUUCUCUACCGUGUACUUGAUGACCCUUCAUCGACUUCAGAAGCUCUAAGAAUCAAAGAACAGGCAGUCUCCAGUCUUUCAGAUCUUCUUAGAGAACAAAGUAGGGCUGAGGAAUUACGGAACCUUCUGACUCAAUUAAGGCCAUUCUUUUCCAAGAUCCCCAAGGCCAAAACUGCCAAAAUUGUUCGUGGAAUUGUUGAUACUGUAGCUAAAAUACCUGGUACAUCUGAUCUUCAGGUCUCCCUUUGCAAAGAAAUAGUUGAGUGGACCCGUGCUGAGAAGCGUACGUUCCUCCGUCAACGUAUUGAGGCAAGGCUUGCAGCUCUUCUGAUGGAAAGCAAGGAGUAUUCAGAGGCGCUAAGCCUUUUGUCAGGUUUGAUUAAAGAGGUAAGAAGGUUGGAUGACAAACUCCUGCUUGUGGAGAUAGACUUGCUGGAGAGUAAGCUCCAUUUUUCUUUGAGAAACCUUCCCAAAGCAAAGGCUGCUCUCACAGCUGCAAGAACAGCUGCCAAUGCAAUUUAUGUGCCUCCUGCUCAACAGGGAGUUAUAGAUUUGCAAAGCGGGAUCCUUCAUGCAGAAGAGAAGGACUAUAAAACUGGUUACAGCUAUUUUUUUGAAGCUUUUGAAGCUUUUAAUGCACUUGAAGACCCUCAGGCCGUUUACAGUCUCAAGUAUAUGCUUCUGUGCAAAAUCAUGGUCAAUCAGGCUGAUGAUGUAGCUGGAAUAAUAUCAUCACAAAAGGUGGGAUUGCACUAUCAGGGCCCGGAACUUGAUGCAAUGAAAGCAGUUGCUGAUGCUCAUUCAAAGCGUUCACUCAAGCUUUUUGAGUCCGCACUUAGAGAUUUCAAGGCACAGCUAGAGGAAGAUCCUAUUGUCCACAGGCACCUGUCCUCCCUCUAUGAUACUUUACUGGAGCAGAACCUCUGCAGGUUAAUUGAGCCUUUCUCAAGGGUCGAGAUCGCUCAUAUUGCUGAGUUAAUUGAAUUGCCUGAAGAGCAUGUUGAGAAGAAAUUGUCGCAGAUGAUCCUUGACAAGAAGUUUGCAGGUACCUUAGACCAGGGUGCUGGAUGCCUCGUUAUUUUUGAUGACCCGAAGUCUGAUGCAAUUUACCCUGCAACAUUAGAAACCAUUUCUAAUGUGGGCAAGGUUGUUGAUAGCCUCUUCACCAGGUCUGCUAAAAUCAUGGCCUAAAUGUAGUGGCUCAGGGAAUACUUUAUUUCCCCUGUGGUUUCCUUUCGCAUUUGCAACAUUGACUUGCUCAAAUGUAUUACUACCAGAAUUUUUCUUGUGAUGUUGCUUUGGAAGACUGAGUCACUUUCAUCAUUGAA